AUGAAUGUUACCAGCAAUGCUUAUUAUACUUCACAAUAUCUAAGCGAACAACAACAACAGAUUAAGUAUAAAGUUCCAACUCCACAAGAUUAUUUCUUAGAACAAAAUCAGAAAAAAUUACAAAAUCCUUUUAAAAUUAAAGUUAAAAACCAGCAACAACCAAUUAUGAAUAAUAUAAGACCAAAAUCGUCGUCAACAACAACAUCACCUAAAAAUAAUUCACCAACUAGUAUAAAUAUAUCAUCACGACCUCAAGAAAUUGAAUUUGAAAUAGAUUCAGACGAUCAAUUGGAAGAAGAGAUUACACCAGCUCAAUUAAAUUAUAUUUCUCAAAAUUAUAUCCCCAAACCGAAAUCACAACCAAUAAAUUUGCAAAAACCAAAGAAAAAAAUCAACAAAAACAAUAAUUAUUAUUUAAAUCAAAAGAAAGAUUAUGAUUUAGCCGAUAUGUCAAUGAAACCAAAAUUAUAUACUCAUAGAACGUUUAGAGAAGUAUUCCAAGACAAAUCAGAGAAUUUGAAUAAGUAUAACCCCAUGGAUUCAGUUUUUGAAAAUAGUAAAAAUUUCCAUUCAUAUAGUAAUAAUUUAAAUGAAGAUGAAAAGGAUUCAUCACCAACUAAUAACUCGAAAUCAACAGCGUCCAAGUUUUUCAAGACUGUUAAGUUCAUGAAAGAUGAUUAUAAUGAUUACAAUUACUACGACCAUAGAACUAAAAAGAAUGCGGUUAAAGAUAUAUUUGUUACUGAAAAUGGUUCAGAUGAUGAUGAUGAAGAUAAUAAUGGGAUAACAGAAGUGGAUGAAAAUGGUUUGUUGGUGGAAGGUCAAGAGAAGAAAUCUAAAAAAAAUAUGAAGUUCAAAUCAAUGUUGAAGAAAAGAAUAAGACAAGCUAAAAAGGAUUUAGGUAAAGAUUUUGAUUCUCAUGUUGAUAAUCUGAAGAAAGUUAAAACUCCACAAGAUGAUGAACCUAAAGAGCUAGAAGCACAACCAAUUUCCAAAGAAUUAGUACCUAUCAACAAAGGAUAUUUGGGGACUUAUGUUAAUCCUUGUAUGAAUUAUGUGUGGUCAUGGGUAGAUUAUUAUAAACAAGGUAAAACUUCAGAUCUACCACCACAACAACAACCCAAUAAUUCCAAAGCAUUUGUCAAAUCUUCACAGCAACGGGGACCCAAACCAAAAAAAUUCAAGAAAUUGACUCAAAGUUCCAAAACAUUAUUUACAAAUUGGAAUGAACCAGCAAAUAAAAUGUGGAAUCAAAAACAAAUUAUAGCCAGAAAUCAACAACCACAAUCAACUCAUCAACAUCCUCAUCAUAAUUUAUCAUCAAGCGAGACUUUAACAGCUGAAGAUUACCCUAAAGAAUUUAUAAUAGAAUAUGAUUCAAAUGAUGAGGAAAACUACUUGAGUAAAAAUGGUCUGAUAAAUGAAGAGCUAUACUACAAUCCAUUAACAAAACAACUAGAAUCCCAACCACCAACAUCAUCAUCAUCAAUGAUUUCAUUAGAGUUACCACAACAACAACGUACAUUACCAAUAGUCAACAAUUCAAUUGAAAUAGUAUCUUCACUAAUUACAAUGAUCAAGAAGAUACAAAUUAUGAAACUAAUCUUCCAGCCAAUAGAUAUAAUUGGGGAGUUUUUCCCAAAUUUACAAACUAUUGUUAUUAUUAUAGAGUUAGUAUUGUUUGUUUGGAUAUUAUUUGAGUUAAGUAGAUUGAUCGAUGCUUUGUGUAUGAUGGUAAAAGCAUUUUGUGCUCCAAUGAUUGCUGUUGGUAGGUUUAUGAAUAAAAUAAUGUAA
Lodderomyces jiufengensis is the source of this 1794-nucleotide messenger RNA. RefSeq lists its product as uncharacterized. The record is from RefSeq and is a predicted model, not a curated record. The transcript has a single exon. Bases 1 to 1794 code for a protein of 597 amino acids. Lineage: Eukaryota; Fungi; Ascomycota; Pichiomycetes; Serinales; Debaryomycetaceae.